Phytophthora nicotianae INRA-310 is the source of this 2908-nucleotide messenger RNA. RefSeq lists its product as hypothetical. Lineage: Eukaryota; Oomycota; Peronosporomycetes; Peronosporales; Peronosporaceae. Gene Ontology annotation, molecular function: voltage-gated chloride channel activity. Gene Ontology annotation, biological process: transmembrane transport; chloride transport. Gene Ontology annotation, cellular component: membrane. The record is from RefSeq and is a predicted model, not a curated record. The coding region runs from base 139 to 2787 and encodes 882 amino acids. The transcript has a single exon.
UCUCAUUCGUGUUGAAACGGAUUGUCGAGUCUCACUUGACCUGGACCUGUGCAGUUCUCCAUCACAAGCUUACAUUUCAGCUAAGCCCCACUACCCUUCACCUCAUCCGUCUACUACGCCGGGGGGGCGCAACUAUCCAUGGCGAAUAAAAACCGGCGGCUGCGGUCCUCGUCCGUCUCCUUUGGGGCCGGCUCGAUCCCAAGGCCGAGCUUUGACCAGGAGCCCCGCAAUGUCAUGCGACGCCGUUCAUCGUCGCCGCGAGUCUUCUCGCCCUGGCGACGCGCCGACAGCGUCAUGGAGCGGAUCAUGAACCCGUUCCUGGACCGUGAGUCGCCGUCCCAAUGGAAUCGCUACAAGCCCGUGCCAACUUUGCCGGAGCUGCAACUUGCACCUGAUGCUCCAGUUCCAGAACCAGCGGAGACUGCUGCUCGGCAUACGCAGCUAGCAGCCGCAGAGAAAACUCAGCCCACAUACAAGAAGUCACUCGCUUUCCAUGGUGGACUGCACUCAACCUACGUGGCGGAUUACCCGAGAGGACUGCGCGGCCUGUUCGUGUUGAUCCAGAGUCCUUUGCUACUGAUUACUAUUGGCAUUUUCGCUGGCAGCGUGGGGCUCGCCAUCGACGUUUGGGGUGUCGAGAUCGCACGCUAUCAUCAGUGGCUUGGGGACCAAGGCUUCGGGCUGUUUGUCAUGUCUGCGUUGCUAGCUGGCGGUUUCUCGGCGGUUCUGACGCAGUGCGUGUGUCCUCAAGCAGCAGGAUCCGGUCUGCCGUUCAUGAGAGUCGCUAUCUCGGGCAUCGAUAUGAGUGCCUACCUGUCCUUCCGCUGCGUAGCUACCAAGAUUAUUGGACUGAUGGCUGCUUUGGGUGCAGGUCUGUCCAUUGGCAAGGAGGGUCCAUUCAUCAUGAUUUCCUGUGGUUUUGCCAGUGUGCUGAUGAACUGGCGUCCAUUUCGCCGCAUUCGCGACGACGACACAAAACGUCUUGAAAUGCUAGCUUGUGCGUGUGCUGCUGGUGUGGCCGCCACCUUCGGCUCGCCGUUUGGAGGUGUACUUUUCGGCGUAGAGGUAACAUCGCACUUCUAUCUUGUCCGGACGUUGCCACGCUCUUUCUUCGCAGCUAUCGUUGGCGCUUUGCUCGUCGAUUUUGGUGCUGCAAAUACACGCUACGGACUCUUUGGUAAUCGCAGCAUGGGUAUAUCUGCUGACACUGACGCUGUGAACGGAAGCGGUGGGGCCACUUUCGUCGAACUCUGCGUGUUUUCAAUCUUGGGCGUCGUCUGCGGUCUUGGAGGCGCGUUCUUCAACUACAGUUUGUCGAUUCUUGUACGAGCACGUGAUCAUUUCUUCGAGACUUCGCCAUUUACUUCACCUCGUCGUGCGUGGUGGGACGCACUUGGCAAGCGACUGGGACUUGUGCUGGUUGUGACGAUGCUUUCCUGUUGGCUGGAAUUCUAUGGAGAUAGUGCGUGGUUUCUAAGACAUGGCUCUCCUCGCCGCAUUCUGGACGCGCUUUUCUCUAAGGACAAGCAAGUCUUCGUUGCUGACGGUACUCCAGAUAGCACAGAAGAGGACAGCUUGCUGCUUUCGAGAUCACUGGUAACGUUCUUACCGCUCAAGUACGUGCUGACACUCAUUAGUAUUGUGCUACCCGUGCCGGCCGGCUUGUUCACGCCCACGUUCGUCAUCGGAGGCAUCUUUGGUCGUCUUGUUGGCGAAGCUGUGCGUGCUUUCGGUCUUUGGCACACCCAUUAUGAACCCUUUGAGUUCGCUAUCAUCGGUGCUGGAGCAUUCUCUUCGGGCGUGACCCACGCCGUCUCCACUGCUGUUAUCAUUAUGGAGAUCUCACACACAGAUGGACUCAACUUGCCCGUGUCGGUGGCCAUUUUGACCGCAUACUUCACCGCCAAGCGAUUUACUGAGAACGUGUACGACGUACUGAUCGUAACAAGCCAUCUACCUCGGCUGAAAAAGCUGCCGAAGGCUGCGUAUGAUAUUCCAGCCUGGGAAGUGAUGAAGGAUGUCGCUGAAAUGGGCAUUCUAACUGCUGACUCGACGUAUGAGGACGCAUUGGCUCUGCUUAAACGUUCCGACAUGGAGCCUGUAUUCCCAAUUGUAGACUCGUUAGAAAAUCGCUUCUUGUUGGCCACAGUUACGCGCUCUCGACUGGCCUACGCCGUAUCGCGCUGUCAACGCCAAGGCGCGACGUUCAUUCCGCUCACUCCUGUCAGUCUGCUUCAACCUACCAACGCCGAGGCUGCAGCAACGGCUGCUACGUCGCUGCUUUUCCUCAGCACACCGCGGUCUACCACCCCGACUACAGUACAGACCACCGGCUUCGACUCCGUCCUCCGCGCCCCAACACCGGUAGUCCGCGCUUCGUAUGGGGCGAUGGACUCGACACCUCAAAAUGACAGUGAUGAGUCCGACGAUGAGGAAGCCGAGGACGGGCUUGAUGAGCUCCCUGUGCAGCAGCUGAGCGCGCCGAUCCACUUUGCCUUCAAGCGUGGCGGCAAGGUGAUGGACUGGGGCACGAACGAGGUGUGCGAGCAUUCCAAGCUGACGGUGCUGAUUGAUCCGUCGCCGUUCCAACUGAUGGAGAUGACGCCGAUGCGGCGUGUAGACAUGCUCUUCCGCAUGCUGAAGCUUAACAACGUGUUCGUGGCGCGCUCAGGCAAGCUGAUGGGUGUCAUUAGCCUCGAGCGCAUGAUGACGUUCCUCGGUACCACGACGCCCUACCAGGCACCAGGGCUGGUGCGGACGCUCAAGAACUUCUGCUCCAAGACUUGAGCAACCACUUCAACUUGUCAGGCGUCAACGAUUGGCUAUAUUAGAUGCAGACAUCAGCCAAUAGAAAUAUUUACCUCAUUUAUUCCAAUCACAAAUUUGAAUAAAGAACUCCAUUUUCAUC